AUGCAGUCUUCUAUAUAUUUGCUCAUAGCUUUAGUGGCUUUCAGUGCUGCACAGCAAUUAAACGCUGGACCCAAAGUUCAAAAAGAAUCAGAUUUGUCAUCUAAAAGUCCUAAUAAAAGAUAUGCAACCCGAGAAGUUAUUUUAUAUCUUACACCUAGUGAAAUAAGGUCUUUGCAAGCAGCAAAAAGUGCAGAAAGUAAAGAGUCAAUCGCUGAAAACCAAAAAGAACAACAAUUGUCUGUUCAAGAUUACAAUGACGAACAACAACAAAAAGCAUGGUUGCAGUACUUCAAGUCAUUAGAAUCAGAACAGCCUAGAGAGCAGCUACAAGAAGCUUACUAUUCUAAAAGCAAGCCUGUUUUUGAGAAUCAAAAUGAAAGUGGAGAUGCUUACAACUUUUAUUCAGAGCAAAUUGUUAAAGAGCAACAACAAAGAAUUAAAAGCCAACAAGAACGAGAACGCGAAGAAUCCCAAUGGAUCCAAUUCAACCGAGAGUCUGCUAAGAAACAAGAAGAAGCUCUUUUACAAGAGCAACUAGAACAACAUUGGAACCGCAUUUUAAAUCACAACCGCGCUCAACUAAAAGGUUUAUCUACUAUUAGGAAUGAAAAAUCAAAAUCAGAAGCGUCUAACGAAAAUGAAAGGCCGGUAAUCCAAUGGCAAUCCGUGUCUAGGAACCAGGAAGAACAGAAAUCGAAAAUUCAAAAAGAAAUCGAAAGUAUUUUAAGGGAAGCUUCUAAUGCAGAGAAACAGGGUGUGGCUUCCGAAGCUGAACGCUACAACCAGCAAAGACCACCUAUUGUAAUUCACAAAGAAGUAAGGAUCACUAAGCACCAACCAUUUCCUGUGGUGGAGAAAGUGAAUGUACCAGUACCUAGGCCAGUCCUCGUCCCGGUGCCAGAGCCCUAUGAAGUGAAAGUGCCACAUCCUUACCCGAUAUAUUUAGCCAUAGCUUUAGUAGCUUUAUGUGCUACAAAGCAAUUAGAAUCAGGACCCAAAAUUCAAAAAGGACCCGCUCCGUCCAUCCGGCCAUCUAAAAGUCCUAAUAAAAGAUAUGCAACACAAGAACAGUACUUUAAGACAUUAGAAUCAGAACAGAAUCAGAACAGAGAGCAGCUACAAGAUUCUAAAAGCAAGCCAAUUUUUGAGAAUCAAAAUGAAAGUGGAGGUGCUUACGACUUUUACUCGGAGCAAAACGAUAAAGAACAUCAACAAAGAAUUAAAAGCCAACAAGAACGAGAACGCGAAGACUCUCAAUGGAUCCAAUUCAACCCAGAGUUUGCUAAGAAACAAGAAGAAGCUCUUUUACAAGAGCAACUACAACAACAUUGGAAUAUUCUGAAUAACAAAGCUCAGCUCGCUCAGCUGAGAGGUUUAUCCGUCAUUAUUAGUGAAAACCAAAAACCAGAAGCGUCUAAUGAAAAUGAAAGGUCGGAAAUCCAAUGGCAAUCGGUUUCCAGGAAUCAGGAAGAACAGAAAUCAGAUAUUCAAAAAGAAAUUGAAAAUAUUAUAAGGGAAGCUUCUAAUGUGGAGAAACAGGGUUUUACUUCUGAAGCUGAACGUUACAAUCAACAAAGACCACCUGUUUUAAUUCACAAAGAAAUCAGGAUCACUAAGCACCACCCAGUUCCUGUGUUGGAAAGAGUGAAGGUAUCAGUACCUAGGUCAGUCCUUAUCCCGGUGCCUGAGCCCUACGAAGUGAAAGUACCACAUCCUUACCCGGUACCUCUAGAGAUUGUGAAGCAUAUUCCUAUUCCAGUAAUAAGUAAUAAAUAUGAA
This is a messenger RNA of Brenthis ino (lesser marbled fritillary), 1779 nucleotides long. NCBI's taxonomy places the organism in Eukaryota, Metazoa, Arthropoda, Insecta, Lepidoptera, Nymphalidae. The record is from the annotation of a GenBank genome assembly.